This is a messenger RNA of Schistocerca cancellata (South American locust), 2019 nucleotides long. It is a transcript of the gene trsn, whose product is annotated as translin. NCBI's taxonomy places the organism in Eukaryota, Metazoa, Arthropoda, Insecta, Orthoptera, Acrididae. The coding region runs from base 149 to 859 and encodes 236 amino acids. The transcript has a single exon. Gene Ontology annotation, cellular component: cytoplasm; nucleus. Gene Ontology annotation, biological process: RNA metabolic process. Gene Ontology annotation, molecular function: RNA binding; sequence-specific DNA binding; single-stranded DNA binding. The record is from RefSeq and is a predicted model, not a curated record.
UUUAGUUGUUUUGUAUUAUGCUCUUUGACGGCGAGUAGUGUUUUCUGACGCUAGUGCUGUUAAUUUGUUUCACUGUCGUAGAAGGCGAGUAUUUUGUGACUAGGGUGCUCACUUGAUGCAGACGUGAGCUGAGACAAUUUCCGUGGUAAUGGCAAACUCAAUAACGGAGAUCUUCUCUUCCUAUCAGGAAUAUCUGAACAACGAACAAGAUUUGAGGGACGAAAUACGUAACAUUGUUAAGGACAUAGAACAACAUGCAAGAGAAAUACUAACAAUUCUUCAAGCUAUUCACCAAGAAGGGGGUAUUCGUGAAAUACCCAAGUGCUGUGAAGCUGCAAGAAAGCAGUUCAAUGAAGUGCAGCUCGCAUUUACUCGACUUGGUAACGCAAUCCCUGCUGAACAAUAUUAUCGUUUUAACGAUCACUGGCGAUAUGCUGUUCAACGGCUAGCAUUCCUUGCAGCCUUGACAAUUUACCUCGAGACGGGAGACUUGGCGACUCGUGAAACAGUAGCUGAAAUACUUGGACUUAAGACACGGAGAGAUGCAGGUUUUCAUUUAGAUCUGGAAGAUUACUUGAUGGGCCUGCUCCAGCUUUCAUCGGAACUGUCACGCUUAGCAGUCAACAGUGUAACCAUGGGCGACUAUGUUCGACCUCUUCAGAUUUCACGCUUUAUUGCUGAGCUGAGUGCCGGUUUUCGGCUUCUGAAUCUUAAAAAUGAUUCACUUAGAAAACGAUUUGAUGUUUUGAAAUACGACGUGAAGAAGAUAGAAGAAGUUGUUUACGAUUUGUCGAUACGUGGUUUGAAACCUCCCGAGGACCCCGAAAUCAAAAGCAGUGAAAGUGCUACGACGAAUUAGUGUAUGUAGCUUUGUUUCAUUUACGACUGCUGACACACUGUUAAUUAAAGGAUUGUGUUAUCACUGUACAACGUAAUCCGUAAAAUUUGUGAUGAUAAAACGGUUUAUUUAUUUUUUUGUGCGUGAAGAUUUCUAAGCCUAAGUGUGAUUAGCACAAUAUUUGUUAACGUGCUGUGUAGGCCUAGUACUACUAAUACAGGCACUGCUGCAAGUUUACGAUCAAUAUUUAGGUGAAUGUAAUCACCAUUUAGGACGUAUGUAUGAUGUUUUUUAGAACCCACAGUUGAUGUGAGUGAUGAAUAGGAAAGCUGUUCCUCAGUUAUACUGUGUUUAAGGCAUUUUUUAAAAGAAACAUUAAGGACUCGUUGAAAAAUUUGUGGUUUCUAGUUUAACAUUUCUGACAAAUGAUUUUCCUAAACACAGCACAUGAUUAAAUAGUAUUCAUUUCUACAGUACAUUAGGAGCAGGAGUGGUGCAAGUUUGUUGCAUAAUUUCUAGCACAUUUAACCGUUCAAACGUGUGUACGUGUGUGUGUGUGUGUGUGUGUGUGUGUGUGUGUGUGAGAGAGAGAGAGAGAGAGAGAGAGAGAGAGAGAGGAAAAAUAUGAUAGGCUCAAUUAUGUAAACAUAUACACUAGAACAUAAUUUAAGCUUACUUCUCUUACAUAAAAAAUACAUGGUCUAUGAAAUGUUGAGCCACCAUUGAGUCACUAUCCUUGAUUAGCAGAUUAACACCUGGGGUUUAUAAGGGAUGUUGCAAUUUGUUUACUGUUUGUUCGAUUCACCUGGAUAUUAACUAUGUAGGGUAACUCUUAUCUGUCUGAAUUAUCAGUGUGUGGUAUUUAUUUUAAUGGAUUCUGCAGAAUAUUUCUCUUCUAGCUUGAAAAUUCAGUGAAACUGUUGUAUCAAUUCCUUUCAGUUUUUAUUUCAAAUUGGUUACUGUUUCUUAAUUUUAGAACUGUUGUCACAAUUUAAUGACUGUAUGGCAUGUUUGCAAAGCAGACAGUUACUGAGGCCCUUAGAUUUGAUCUAAAUAAUGACUGCUUAAAGCUGUCCAUGUAUUCGCCACUGUUAUUUUUUAAAAAUUUGCCUGUGCUUUUUGAUUAACUGGUAAGAAUCUUCAAAGCAGCUUUUAGUAAAAAAAAAAAAAAAAAAAAAAAA